UUGUCAUGACAGCGGGGCUGCGUCCCGGGCGCUGGGUGGAGGCGGCCCGGGCUGCUCCUCGGCUGCCACCGCAGCCUGGGGUUGAGGCGGCCGGAGCCGGGGACGGCGACGGCGGCCCCCCCCGAGCUCCGCCAGAGGGAGCGACGGCCCGCGCGGGACCGUAGAACGUCGGCCGCGCCCCACCCCCCGCGCGCCCUGGGCGGCUGCGCCGAGAUCUCGCGUCGCCGCAGCCCAAGCCUGCAGAAUGCCCCACAAGAUCGGAUUCGUCGUGGUMAGCUCUUCUGGACACGAGGAUGGCUUCAGUGCCCGAGAACUGAUGAUCCACGCACCAACUGUCAGUGGGUGGAGGUCUCCAAGAUUCUGCCAGUUCCCACAAGAAAUUGUUCUUCAGAUGGUAGAGAGGUGUCGAAUAAGAAAGCUGCAGCUGCUUGCACACCAGUACAUGAUCUCAAGCAAAAUCGAGUUCUACAUUAGCGAAAGCUUGCCUGAGUAUUUUGUACCCUACCAAGCAGAGCGAUUUCGCAGACUUGGCUACGUCUCCCUCUGUGAUAACCAGAAGACCGGCUGCAAAGCCCGCGAGCUCAAGUCAGUGUAUGUGGACGCCGUGGGGCAGUUUCUCAAGCUGAUAUUCCACCAGAACCAUGUCAACAAGUACAAUACCUAUAACCAGGUUGCUUUGGUUGCAGUAAAUAUCAUUGGAGACCCUGCAGAUUUUGGUGAUGAAAGCAAUAUUACCUCUAGAGAGAAGUUGAUUGAUCAUUAUCUUGGGCACAACCCGGAGGAUCCAGCCCUAGAGGGGACUUACGCUGGGAGGUCUGACUAUAUCUCUCCACUGGACGACUUGGCUUUUGACAUGUACCAAGACCCCGAGGUUGCACAGAUCAUUCGCAAGUUGGAUGAAAGGAAGCGGGAAGCUGUCCAAAGGGAGCGUUAUGAUCAYGCCAAGAAACUGAAGCAGGCUAUUGCUGACCUGCAGAAGGUGGGCGAGCGUCUGGGGCGAUACGAGGUGGAGAAGCGCUGUGCGGUGGAGAAGGAGGACUAUGACCUAGCCAAGGAGAAGAAGCAGCAGAUGGCCUGCUACCGUGCACAGGUGUAUGAGCAGCUGGAGCUGCACGGCCUCCUGCAUGGMGAGCUGGAGAUGCGGAGGCCCCUGGACUUGCCCCUCCAGCCCCUGGAUCAUUUCAGCAGUCCUCACCGCCGAAAGCCAGCCCCCUCACUGCCACAGCCAGAAGAGGUGGCCCCCGAAAGCCAGCUUGCCCACCCGCUUCUGCAGGAAAAGCCUUCCUCGAGCCCCCUGGCUCCUCCUCCGCGGCACACUGYAGUAGACCAGCUGCUGCCUGCCUCGGGCCCGCCUCCAAGGAGCAACGUGGACACCCUGCCCUACGACGAGCGGCCCCUCCCCGCCCCCCGCAAACAGCAAGCAGAAGUGUUGACAGAACCCGACGUAGGCGAGGCCGACCUGGGCACCCUGCGAAGAGGAGGUGUGGCCGGGGAGCCUGAGCCCCUGAGCGAGAAGGCCCUGAGGGAAGCCAGCUCCGCGGUGGACGUGUUAGGAGAAACCCUGGUUGCCGGGGCCUAUUCCAAGACCUGGUCCUGCCGAGAGGAUGCGCUGCUUGGUCUGUGCAGGAGGCUGAUGGAGGUGCCUGUGGGAACCCCGAAGGAAGACGUGAAGAGCAUGCUGAGAGCAUCUGUCUUUCUUGUCAAAAGAGCCAUGAAGGACAUUGUGACCUCGGUCUUUCAGGCUUCUUUGAAAUUACUGAAAAUGAUGAUUACACAGUAUAUUCCCAAACAUCAGCUGAGCAAGCUUGAGACCACCCACUGCGUGGAGAGGACCAUUCCUGCCUUGCUUGCCAGGACCGGAGAUUCCUCCACCCGCCUGCGCAUCAUGGCUUCAAAUUUUAUUCAGGAAAUGGCCUUGUUUAAGGAGGUGAAGCCUCUCCAGAUCAUCCCAUCCUACUUGGUGCAGCCUUUAAAAGUCAACUGUUCGGCUCAUCUGGCCAUGAGUCAGAUGGACCUCCUGGCCCGGCUGCUGAGGGACCUGGGCACCGGGAGCACGGGCUUCACGGUGGACAGUGUGAUGAAGUUUGCAGUGAGCGCCCUGGAGCACAGAGUGUAUGAGGUCCGAGAAACAGCAGUCAGAAUCAUUCUGGACAUGUACAGGCAGCACCAGGCUCUCACCCUGGAGUACCUUCCUCCGGAUGACAGCAGCACACGCAGGAACAUCCUCUAUAAAACUAUUUUUGAGGGAUUUGCUAAAAUAGACGGCAGGCCCACGGAUGCUGAAGUGAAGGCACAGAAAAGAGCAGCCACAGAAGAAGCAGAAAAACAGAAGAAGGAAGAGAUCAAAGUUCUGCAGGGGCAGUUGGCCGCGCUGCAGGAGACGCAGGCCCACGUCCAGGAGAAGGACAUCGAUACCGUGAGGCCCAAGAAUCAGGGAAAGAAAGCAGUCCCACCUGAGGAUCCGGAAAUUCCAGAUAACCACUACCUGGACAACCUCUGCAUUUUCUGUGGGGAGAGGAGCGAGUCCUUCACAGAAGAGGGCCUGGACCUGCACUACUGGAAGCACUGCCUCAUGCUGACCAGAUGCGACCACUGCAGACAGGUGGUGGAGAUCUCCAGCCUGACAGAGCACCUGCUGACAGAAUGUGACCAGAAAGACGGGUUUGGCAAAUGCCACCGCUGCAGCGAGGCCGUGCGGAAAGAAGAGCUGCCCAGGCACAUAAAGGCGAAGGAGUGCAACCCUGCCAAAUCAGAGAAGCUGGCCAACCGGUGUCCUUUGUGCCAUGAGAAUUUCACACCUGGAGAAGAGGCAUGGAAGGAGCACCUGAUGGGCCCUGCCGGCUGCACGAGGAACCUACGCAAGACACACAUCCUGCACAAGGCCCAGGCUGCGCUCCCAGCAUCUUCCACGUCUGCUGACCCACCAGAAGCAUCCCACGUACUCCGCAGGCCCAGCCCCUCGGCCAGGUCUGUCCUCCAUCCUUCCUUGCCAUACUGUACCUGGGACCACAAGUCCACCUGUUUCCAGCAGUUCACACCAAAGCGCUGCUCAGGAGAUGACACAGCUCCUCCACCCUCCCCACAGGAGGCCUCGGCUUCCUUGUUAGACCUGCUAUUUCCCACAGCUGCGUGGAGAGGCCCAGGACCAUCUGGAACCUGCCGGAAAAGCCCCAGAACAUCCUCACCUCAUGAUGCUGUCUCUGCACCCAGGUGCCCAGUCCACCAGUGGCCAGGGUUGUGCUUGCUCCCUGAGGCCACACAGCAGGCUUUCAGAAUGCCACUUAGGAGUGUUUGGACUGAGGAAAUGAGUAUGGUGCGAUUAGUGUAUGAGUGUUUUUAAUUCCCAACCAUGUGAAACCACAAAAGGUAUGGUAACCAACAGCCUCAUGAGCCCCGACUCCUGGGUGUGUUAAUAACCAUUAAUCACUUCAGUUCCCAAAUUAGUACCUCCAUUAGGGUUGUCUCGGAGUACUGGGUGAGAACAAGGCCUACCUAUUAGACAUCUUUCAGGUGUGGGACACGGCACAGCAUGGAUGCCAGGACGUCCAACAUGCUCCUUCACUUCCAACAUGGCGGCCUUGGUUUCUAACUGCCGCCCCCCCCCCCCAGUACAGGUGAGACACUCCUUUAAGUAAAAUGAGAAAAGUUAACCAAGGAAUUAUUCUUUUCUCUUUGAACAAAACUUCAGAAAGAUACAUGUAAUGUUUUCUGCUCUAACUUAAAGAAGAUAUUUGUAAAAAUACUUCAUUUUUAGUGAUUGAUCAACAAAAUURGGCUCCUCCUCUGCUCUUUUGCUGGUGACAGAAGAAUCAUGUGCUUUGCUGAAAUGAUCCUAGCAGUGAGGAGUGGCCACUGAAGUUUUCACAGUUACACACUAUCCAGGGACCAGGAAUAAAGGGAGAAAAUAUAAAUGGAACCACAAGAUCCCUCAGCCAUUCAUAAAUAAAUAUCUAAAUUCAGAAUACUAAUUAAUAAUUGAAUUUUCAUUUAUGAAUAGGUUCUGGAUAUUUAAUUGUAUUUAUUAUUUUCUA
Molecule: messenger RNA, 4031 nt
Organism: Urocitellus parryii (Arctic ground squirrel)
Lineage: Eukaryota; Metazoa; Chordata; Mammalia; Rodentia; Sciuridae
Gene: Cep104
Product: centrosomal protein 104
Cellular component (GO): cilium
Source: RefSeq, a predicted model, not a curated record